This is a messenger RNA of Aspergillus sclerotioniger CBS 115572, 1827 nucleotides long. Its product is annotated as A1pp-domain-containing protein. The record is from RefSeq and is a predicted model, not a curated record. Bases 1 to 1827 code for a protein of 608 amino acids. NCBI's taxonomy places the organism in Eukaryota, Fungi, Ascomycota, Eurotiomycetes, Eurotiales, Aspergillaceae. The transcript has 2 exons.
AUGCUUUCCACUUCCAUGACCGGGUGCAUUUUGUCCGUCCUGCAAGCCCUGUUGGGCGAUUCCCCGUACUUCCAGUCGCAGCGACACUCGUGCCACCAUCACGGCCAUCACCAUGGCAUCGAGUCCGUCGAGUCCAUGGAGGCAUGGGCCCAGUACCGACUCAUAAAGCAACUGCUCUGUGUGCGACAUCCCCGCGACCCGCUCGACCCAGCUUUACUCCACGACAUCGAGCAGGUCCUGCUGGAGGAACGCGCCCACCGCGUCCUCAUCGAUGCUGCCUCUAUUCCAGCGUUGGCUCCCGUAGAGGCAGCCGAUGCGACCACCCUGCCAGCAUCCCUCCAUCUCUGGCAAGGUGACAUCACUACCCUGGAUGGGGUCACGGCCAUCACCAAUGCCGCCAAUGGCGAGAUGCUCGGCUGUUUCCAACCUGCCCACCGAUGCAUCGACAACAUCAUCCACGCUCGUGCCGGUCCCCGCCUACGAGAGGAUUGCUUCCGUCUCAUGAAACACGGACGGCGCUUGUUACCUGUUGGCCAGGCGUGUGCCACGGCCGGCUACUGUUUACCAGCACCAUAUAUCAUCCACACUGUCGGUCCCCAGCUCGAUGCUGGUCAGCCCGCCCCAACCCCUCAGCAGCGCAACCAGCUGCAGCAGUGCUACGAGGCCAUCUUAGAUGUCGCGGAAACCCUCCCGACAUCCGAUCAGAACAAGACCAUCGCUCUCUGUGGCAUCUCGACCGGUUUGUUUGCCUUUCCCGUCGAGGAGGCCGCACCCUUGGCAGUGGGAGCCGUCAUCGGCUGGCUGCAGAGUCACCCUCACACCACCAUCACCAACAUCAUCUUCAACACCUUUCUCGACGCCGAUACAGCAAUCUACCAGCUUGUACUGACGGAAAUGUACUCUCCCGUUCCCUCCCUCGCUGCUCCGCCCCAAGUCCACGGCGACUCGCUCAGCCAAGCUAAAGCCUGGCUCGCCGCCGCCGAUACCAUCGUGGUGAGCUGCGGUGCGGGUAUCUCCGCCGCCAUCGGGCUGGACUACACCUCGACUGCCCUAUUUACAAAACACUUUCCGGCAUUCAAAAAGUAUCGCCUGCGACGGUUAUACGAUACCUUUGACAGGACCCUCCGUGACUGGCCGUCGGAGAACGUCCGGUGGGGAUUCUAUUUCACCCAUCUGGCCAUGGUGCGUCGCUGGCCACGCUCGACUCUCUAUACCUCUCUUCUGGAAUGGCUGGCCUCCAGCUUUGCCUCCGACCACGUCCACGUCCGGACUUCCAAUGCCGACGGAAUGUUCCUCGCCCAUGACCUGCCAGAGACGCAGCUAUCCACGCCUCAAGGACAAUACGCCUUUCUCCAAUGUCUGAAAAACUGCCGCCCGGAUGCCGUCUUCCCGUCAGCACCAUACCUGGAUGCUGCGCUACCGCAUCUCGACCCGGUAACCCAGGUCCUGACUGCCGCGGAAAAAAUUCCGACGUGUCAGUUCUGUGGGGGAGAAAUGUCCAUCUGUGUCCGGGCCGGAAACUGGUUCAACGAGCGGCCUUUUGAAUCCGGCGAGGAGCGGUGGCAUCACUUCCGAGAGUCGUUUUUGGCCGAUCGGCGACGGAACGUGGUUAUUCUCGAGCUGGGCGUUGGCCUAUCCACCCCCGGGGUGCUGCGAUGGGAGAAUGAAGAACUGGUGGAGCAGGGCGAGGGCCGAGUGCGCCUGGUGCGCGCGGGCCUGGGAGAUGCGGCGCAUGUUCCCUGGGAGUUGGAGGCUGAGCAGCUGGCCACCAGCGUGGAAGGGGAUUUGCAGGAUAUAGUCAGGGCUAUUGUUGCUCCCAUGCAAUAG